Cladocopium goreaui is the source of this 1173-nucleotide messenger RNA. The record is from the annotation of a GenBank genome assembly. NCBI's taxonomy places the organism in Eukaryota, Dinophyceae, Suessiales, Symbiodiniaceae.
AUGCAAUCCAAUUUCCUCAUUUUGUGCAUUUCAUUUUUGGUGAAUUUCGUGCAGUUCGACCACGGCUACACAAACAUCGAGGAGGAGAGACAGGACAUAGGCUUCCUGGAACGAAUACAAAUGGCAGCACAAGAGUCAUACCCAUGGCGAUGUGCAUGCGGGAGACUGAACGGGAAACGACAUACGUUCUGUCCCACAUGCCAGAAGCACUGGAGCAGCGGACAGCCGCAUUCCAAUGCUCCGAAGUCGCCACGAGCAGUUGCCCAACAGUCGCAAUGGGACUGGGGCUACAACCAGAAGACGAAGCAGAAGAAAGGGCGAACGAGGCCCUGGAAUCAGGCAGAUCGAAGCGAGAGCGCACGAGCCCGCAAAGGAGGAGGCAAAGGAAAAGGAAGCAAAGGUGCCAUGAGCAGCGAGCAGUUAUCACAGCCCGCUCAAGCAGCAGCUAUCCCACCAUGGCCCUCUCCAGAAGCUCCAGCCAGCUCUCAACAAGAGCCAAUUCCACCGACACUAUCUGCAACAGCUCAAGCAGGCGCGGAGUUACUUGCAGCAGUUCGGAAGUCCUAUCCGGACCUUGCAAAGGCCCCGGACGACAUCAAAAAGGCAGUGGACAAGGCCGACAAAGCGACCUCCAAAGCCUUAUCAAAAGACCUCAAUCGAGCAUCCAACCAAGUCGGAAAAGCUGCCCGACAUCUGGCUUCAGUGAAGGAUGCCAGAACCGCACACCGACAAAAUUGGUUGAAGCAUUUGCGCGAUUCAGUCAACAGCUGGCAAAAGCAGCUGCAGCUCUUCAAAGAUCAGCAGAAGGAAUAUGGAGAUCAACUACUACAAGCCCAGCAGGAAUUGACUGCAGCCAGAAGGCAACUGCAGCAACUCAACAAGCAGGCAGCAGAAGUCGGUGCACCAAUCUCUACCGAAGCUGGCGACACAGGCAGAGAGACAGCAGAUGGGGACAAUGGAGCUGCCUUCGAAGCCGAAGCCAACGCACUUGUGCAACAGGUGCAAGAGAGCUUGCAACAGAGCAUAGCUGCAGCCGCAGAAGCAUCCGAAACUAUGGAGAUCAAUUCAGACGACGAUACAGACCGAAAGAGCAAAAGACCUCGCUCUAUGGAGCCGUUCGGCACUCCAAUGGCGGCAUUGGGCGAGCAGCAUGCCUCAUCGCCACCCUCGUGA